CCGAAGUGAAGGAAAAAUUCUGAGAUGCAGAAAGGCUUAUUUGCUGCUGCAAAUGGGAAUCUGGAAUAACUAUGAAAAACACACUGAAAUAAUUGUGUUUGACUGGAACAAAAUUCUUGCAAAGUCCCCAAGGAUGAGAUUCUGUGCCAAAUCAAUGCUUCUGUCUGACUGGCUCUUUCUGGUCUAUGUGUUAAUGGUCUGCUGUAAAUUGUUGUCCGCCUCUAGUCACCAUCCCCGGGGGCACACAGGCCAGCACCAGGUGAAGCAGGGCACGUGUGAAGUGGUGGCCGUGCACAGGUGCUGCAACAAGAACCGGAUCGAGGAGCGGUCGCAGACGGUGAAGUGCUCCUGCUUCCCGGGACAGGUGGCCGGAACCACACGGGCUCAGCCCUCCUGUGUGGAAGCUUCCAUUGUCCUGCAGAAGUGGUGGUGUCAUAUGAACCCCUGUUUGGAUGGAGAGGACUGUAAAGUACUACCAGACUAUUCAGGUAACACGGUAGCAAAGGCUAAACCUGAGGGUCACUCCCAGGACAAUGGCAUGUGGAGCUGUUCCUUGGCUGUUACACAGAGACCCUUUUUUGUCAUGAUGUUAUUAACUUCAUCCUUCAAACUUGCAAAGGAGUUGGGAAAAAGGACAGCACCUCUCCUUUUCAUCUGUGGCUGCAGUUCCUGAGCCUGGAUUUUACUAUUCAGUGGUACAUGAUAAUUUUACAAGAAAAAAACAAGGAGAUUUGGUUCCACCUGAAAUGCACCUUGGAUUCUCAAGGAUCUGAGACCUGGAUGGAAAUUGUGGAAGAACACACCUGAGCUUCUUGUGGUGCACCAAGGAUAAGACUUUCUCAAGGACACAAAGAUAUGUAAAAUUGUUUUAAAUGAGUUUAGGUCAUGAAUGUAACUUAGGGGAUCAUAGAAAGAAAAUGCUGAUGCUAGAACUGGUACAGAUGAUCUCUAAAGUCUUUUCAAGCUACCUGAUUCUAUGGAUUUGUCUGAGGUGUUUCUUACAGUACAACCUAAAGAUACAAAGCUUAUCCCAGUGAAUUGACUGUGUUAUAAAUUAUGUCUUAGUGUAUUUUCAACUGUAAUUUAGUACCUAUGAAGAUGGUAUGAAGGUGAAAAGAUGGAACUUAUAAAAUUAGUAGCAAUUAUUGUAGGGCAAACUUUGGUUAUAGCUGUGCAAUUAGAUUUAUUUCCUUAGAUAGUUCGAGGUAGUUUAACCUUUACAUUCAUAAAUGAUGGCAGAAAAGCGUGAGGAAGAGAUAAAAUUUGAAAGCACGCAUAGUUUUUCUUGUCCUAAAAUAAAUCCAUUCUCUAGGGGAAUAGCAAAGUAUACAUAUUCCUUGCCUCUUUGAAUCUAGAUAUGAAAAAGAAUUUAGCCAUUAGCUAGAAAUAUUCAUUGAGAUGCCUCAAAAAAAAAGGA
Molecule: messenger RNA, 1417 nt
Organism: Sturnus vulgaris (Common starling)
Lineage: Eukaryota; Metazoa; Chordata; Aves; Passeriformes; Sturnidae
Gene: TAFA4
Product: TAFA chemokine like family member 4
Molecular function (GO): receptor ligand activity
Source: RefSeq, a predicted model, not a curated record